AGGAACGAGAGUUCUGACUCGGUCGUGACUCAGUGAUAUUCCCCAAUUCGAUCCUCCCAGGAACCGCAGUCACAACCUUUUUCAGAUUUAGAGAGAGAAAGAGAGUGAAGGGGAGAGAGUGUCAGAGGCCAAAUCGAAGGGUUCCUCUGAAGCUUCUCUUCUUGGUUCGAUUCGAUCAAAAAGGGUUUCUUCUUCUUCUUCUUCUUCUUCUUCUUCUUCUUCUUGUAAUGGAGUUGAAGAAAGACAAGCUUGUCCGGUUUUAUUCGGAUGGAAAACGAAGAAAAGAGGCUUUGUGGGGAGUGAAUGAUCCUAUGAGCAAGUCAUCACACAAACUUUCAUUGUCUUCAAUGCUGAAACCUGAUAAUGUCUUGUCUGGAAAUAGUAUCAGAUACACUGAUUCAUCCAAAGUUGGCAAAUCUAAGAGCUUUCAAGUGGCUGAAGUCCCAUGGUAUAAGAGAAUCCUUGACCCCGGAAGCGACAUUGUCUUGCAAUGGAACUGGGUUUUCAUCGUAUCGUGUAUGGUUGCCCUCUUCAUCGACCCCCUUUACUUUUUCGUUCCUGCAGUGGGAGGGGACUCAAAGUAUCCAUGUGCAAAGACGGACACGAGUUUGAGAAUUGUUGUUACUUUCUUCAGGACAAUUGCCGAUAUCUUUUACUUGUUGCACAUUGUUAUCAAGUUUAGGACAGGUUAUGUGGCACCGAAUUCUACUACUCGAGUGUUUGGGAGAGGUGAACUUGUGAUGGACCCGAAGAUGAUUGCUCGAAGGUAUCUCAGAUCCGACUUUAUCAUCGAUCUGAUCGCAACCUUACCGCUUCCACAGAUAGUUAUCUGGUUUGCCAUGCCGGUGGCGAGAAGUUAUCGGUUUGAUCACAACAACAACGCCCUUGCUUUAAUUGUCUUGCUACAAUACAUUCCCAGAUUUUACCUCAUCAUUCCUCUAAGUUCUCAAAUCAUCAAAGCAACUGGUGUGGUUACAAAAACUGCUUGGGCUGGAGCUGCAUACAAUCUCUUGUUGUACAUGCUGGCAAGCCAUGUGCUUGGAGCGGCAUGGUAUAUAUUGUCGGUAGAUAGAUAUACUUCGUGCUGGAAAUCGCGAUGCAGAAAAGAGGAAGGUUCCCUUGGUUGUCUUCUAUAUUACUUGGACUGUGAUUCCAUUUACGAUAGUAGCCAGAUGACAUGGGCAAAGGUCACUAACGUGUUCAAAUCAUGCGAUGCACAAAAGGGUGACUUCAAGUAUGGCAUAUUUGAGAAUGCAAUCACAAAGAAUGUGGUGUCUUCAAAGUUUUUUGAGAGAUAUUUCUACUGCUUGUGGUGGGGGCUUCAACAACUUAGUUCGUAUGGCCAGAAUUUGACCACGACAACAUUCAUCGGGGAGACCAUGUUUGCAGUGCUCAUUGCUAUCUUGGGUCUUGUUCUAUUUGCCCAUCUGAUUGGGAACAUGCAGACAUACCUGCAAUCUUUAACUGUCCGCCUCGAGGAAUGGAGACUCAAGAAAAGAGACACAGAGGAAUGGAUGAGACAUCGCCAACUUCCAGAAGAUCUGAAACACCGUGUGAGACGUUUUGUGCAAUACAAGUGGUUGGCAACCAGAGGAGUUGACGAAGAAGCUAUUCUUCUCAGCUUACCAACUGACCUUCGUCGUGAUAUUCAACGCCAUCUAUGCCUGGAUCUUGUCCGACGUGUGCCAUUUUUCUCCCAGAUGGAUGACCAGCUUCUUGAUGCCAUAUGUGAGCGUCUUGUUUCGUCUUUGUGUACAGAAGGAACCUAUCUUGUACGUGAAGGUGACCCGGUAACGGAAAUGCUCUUCAUCAUCAGAGGCAGACUCGAUAGUUCAACUACCAACGGAGGCCGGACUGGUUUCUUCAACUCCAUCAUACUCCGACCUGGAGAUUUCUGUGGGGAGGAGCUUCUUUCAUGGGCCUUGCUUCCAAAAUCGACCCUUAACUUGCCUUCCUCGACAAGAACAGUGAGAGCUCUCGUGGAAGUUGAAGCAUUUGCCCUACGAGCCGAAGAUUUGAAAUUUGUUGCGAACCAGUUCAGGAGACUCCACAGCAAGAAGCUUCAGCAUACAUUCCGAUUCUACUCCCACCAUUGGAGAACUUGGGCUGCUUGUUUCAUACAAGCUGCAUGGCGCAGGUACAAGAGGAGGAUGAUGGAAAGCAAUCUAGCUGCAACGGAAUCAUCGUACCCUACGGACGAGAAAGACACCGAUGGGUCUGGACAUGGGAACGAAGAACAGCAAGAAGAAGCAGAAGGGUCGGUGGGGCUGAGCCCGAAAAUGAACCUCGGGGUCAUGGUCUUGGCUUCACGGUUUGCAGCUAACACGAGACGAGGAGCUGCUCAGAGGGUAAAGGAAGUUGAGAUGCCUCGGUUAAAGAAGCCGGAAGAGCCCGACUUCUCGGCUGAGGCCGACGAUUUACUGGUUUGAACGGAAAGCUUCAGACUUUUUACAUUCAGACGAUCUGGAUCAGGACCCGAUACUCGAAAAAGUAAGAGACUGGACAGUGCAGAUGGAUAUUCUUCCGAGUUCUUGGUGAAGAACAAUGCCUGCCAUUGUACAUUAUUAGCAAUGCAAUCACAGAUGGAGUCAAGUGUACUGAUACUACAAUAUUUAAAAGAACAGAUUUUUUUUUUCUCCCACAAAUGGAUUUUGUUUGCCUUUUGAAGCAAAUAUUUCAUUUUUCAUA
This is a messenger RNA of Tarenaya hassleriana, 2688 nucleotides long. Its product is annotated as cyclic nucleotide-gated ion channel 17. Lineage: Eukaryota; Viridiplantae; Streptophyta; Magnoliopsida; Brassicales; Cleomaceae. The transcript is spliced from 7 exons. Gene Ontology annotation, cellular component: membrane. The record is from RefSeq and is a predicted model, not a curated record. The coding region runs from base 228 to 2429 and encodes 733 amino acids. Gene Ontology annotation, biological process: transmembrane transport; potassium ion transport. Gene Ontology annotation, molecular function: voltage-gated potassium channel activity.